AUGGCGGAGUGCGAUAUCCCACAACUACCGCGUCGUUCCUCGUCUCGGACCUCCUCCUCUUCCCGGCGAAGUCAGAAGGCUAAGACCGUCCGUGCCCGCUCGCAAAAACGUAAUUCGGCCUCUUCCAGUGCCACAGCCACCGACCUGACCUCGUUCCCUUCGCUCUCCCCAGACCGCUCCCCAGAGGGGUUCGUCGGCCAGCCCGCGCUGAACCGUGCGUUGACCAAUGCCUUGUUGGAAGGUGAAGAAGGUAGUGAAAGUACACCGGAUGUCAAUCGAGAUCGGAGGUCUACCUUGGCCAGGCUGACGGGUGGCUCGACACCGAGCCCUGGCCGUGCUGCCCUGUUCGGGGAUUCGGUGCCCAUUCGCGAUUUUCCGGGGGCGUUGCACCUGGCGGAUGAUUCUCAUAUUGAGCGUCUGAUUGCGAGUACCGGUGCUGUUAAGCUGGUGCGACAGUUCGCCCGUGAUUUGGCACAGCGCGAUGCGGAGAUUUCAGCUCUGCGACAGCGGGCUGAUGCGAGGGAGAGGGAGUUGAAGAGGAUGCUUCGGGAGGUUUCUGUCUCGAAUCAGGACAUUGAGCGUCGACUAUAUCAGCUGGAGAAUGCGCCGUUGGGCGAUGAAGCUAGUCAGGAACAUGGUGGCAACACCGAACAACCAGGGAGCUCCGCCUCCAGUAUGCACGGACUGAUGCAGCAGGCGAUGAUUGAUGGGCUUGGAUCUCAUGUUCAUGAGGAAGGCACAGACGCUGCUUCAAAUCAUGUGCAGGCUACUGUUCGAGGCCCCCAGCGUCUCGAUAGCGAUGCACGCUCUGGCAAUUCUAGCGUGGAGUCGGGAACAAAUCGCAAGAGACACGGGUCCAUUCGAAGUUGGCAGGAAUUUAUUUUCGGUAAUACGACGAGUAGCCGGAAGACGAGUCGGGCGAGCAGCGUGAUGGGUGAGGUCGAAGAGGAAGAAACCCAGCGUCAGCGAAAUCUUACCAACCCCUCUAGUCGCCGAAAAGCGCUGGACGAGCAACUAUUUCAGCCCCCAGAAGGCCAAGUAGGGCCUAGUGCGGGUGAAGUUGCUGGGAAACAUCUCAAUGCAUCCACUGGCGGAGACGACGCCAGUACUCACUCACGCAAGUCAUCCAAGUCGCUGUCCUCGUGGACGGUCAAGUUGUUUGCUGGGAACUCACAAGCGAAGGACGAGACCAAUAGUGAUGAUGGCCGCGGCAGAGCUUCAUCCACGAAUUGGGGUAGUAGCAAAGGUGUAUCUCCUGCGCUCCCCCCUAAUGCUAAGGGGCCUGUUUCAGCCAUGGCCGCACUGAAGCGGAUCAAUAGCAAUACUAGCGUGCACAGCGCUCCUGGGCGGGCAACUGGGCCCAACAGCGUGGCCAAAUCUGGCCAAAUCAGCCGGAGGCAACCAUCUGCAAGUGUCUCGCAAGGAACGAACCCGGACGCUACAGCUAAAAACGCGACCAGCCUCGGGCCCGUUGAGAUGGAUGCCAUUCUUCCCCUGGAAUCAAGACCCCCUACUCUUUCGAACAUGUACAACAACUACCAGCCAGGCGAGUUGCUGACUGACCGUUUUGGAUUCAUCUACGACCAGCGUCGGAAGAAAAGACAAAGGGAGGCGAACGCUUUCAAGAAUGCCGGAGGCAGCAACCGGCUCAGCAUUGCGGAAACUCUCAGCAGCUUACGGAGCGACGCUUCCGAUGGUGAUGAUGCAUCCGACUCUUUGAAGCAACUACAGCCAGUGCCAGAGCCUCAGCCUUCGCCUGUGUCUGCGUCCCCCGAGAUCCCGGAAACUGGUACAGUCGCACUUCGGAGAUGGCAAGAUUACUUGAGGGUACCCACGGGACCGGCAGAAUUGCUGUCACAUACGCCCUCAGCUGGUCCUAUCGUAUCCCUCACCACAGCAGGCGACAGCUCACCUCGCAAUUCUGCUGUGGCUGUCGACAAACGUGGCGCAGUUUCUGUCAAUUCGAACUCUCAGCCAUCGGCAUCUACAUCGACAGUAGUCGCAGACCGCCCCGAGUUUGCCGGAGUUUCCUCCGACGAGCCAGCCGCAUUAAGUCUGGCUGCAGGCGAAAAUGAACCCGUUAAAUUGCUGCUCGAGCAAUUGACAGAACUACAUGACUCCCUACAACGUGAUCGGACCGUGCGGUGGAACGAGUUCCUGCGCAAAGUGCGUGCAGAGCGCAGAAAAGACGGCGAAGCUGCCGCAGCAGCGGCCGCCACCUCCGACCGUGCGCUACAGUCUGUCGACAUGCCCGAAGCAUCGCUCGCCGAUGGCGAAGUGGUGGGUAUUUCUGGCCUAGGUAACAAGGGGAAAGUCGGCCGUGCCAAAUGGCGCGAGUUCCGGGUCCUCGUACUGGGCGGUAUUCCAGUUGCCCUGCGGGCAAAGGUCUGGUCCGAAUGCAGUGGCGCUUCUUCGAUGCGGGUACCUGGUUACUACGAUGACCUGGUGAAGGGUACCGGUGGCUUGGAGCCCGACUCGUCGGUCGUCGCCCAGAUUGACAUGGACAUCAACCGGACUCUCACCGACAAUGUGUUCUUCCGCCGAGGACCCGGCGUUACCAAGCUCAAGGAGGUGCUCCUGGCCUACUCCCGUCGCAACCCGGAGGUCGGCUACUGCCAGGGCAUGAACCUCAUCGCCGCAUCUCUUCUGCUUAUCACCCCAACUGCUGAAGACGCCUUUUGGCUCCUCACAUCUAUGAUUGAGGUGAUCCUUCCCGAACACUACUACGAUCAUGGCCUGCUAGCCUCCCGAGCCGACCAAGUGGUACUGCGCCAGUACAUCGCCGAAAUCCUGCCUAAGCUAUCCGCCCAUCUUGAGAGUCUGGGCGUUGAACUCGAGGCAUUGACGUUCCAAUGGUUCCUCUCCGUCUUCACCGACUGCCUCUCAGCCGAAGCCCUCUACCGCGUCUGGGACGUAGUCCUCUGUCUGAAUGUAACCAGCGCCGUCAACAACCCUUCCGCCACCGGCACAGCCAAUGCCCCUUCUUCCACCUUCACGACGGAUCCUAACGACUCGAACCCCAGCGCCAGCGGCAACGGGGGCGGCAGCACAUUUUUAUUCCAAGUAGCUCUCGCCCUUCUCAAACUCAACGAGCAACAACUCCUCACCACCUGCUCCACCCCAGCCGAAUUGUAUACCUACAUCAACCAUCAAAUGACCAACCACGCCAUCAGCAUCGACGGCCUCAUCCAAGCCAGCGAAGCUCUUCGGAACGUCGUCCGGCGCGAAGACGUGGUGGCUCGUCGUGCGGAAGCUCUCCGCGAGAUGCAGGAGUUCACGCGAAGCCGCCCGACCUCGUCAGGGGAUAGUUAA
Messenger RNA from Aspergillus niger, 3312 nucleotides. RefSeq lists its product as uncharacterized. The transcript has a single exon. Lineage: Eukaryota; Fungi; Ascomycota; Eurotiomycetes; Eurotiales; Aspergillaceae. The record is from RefSeq and is a predicted model, not a curated record. Bases 1 to 3312 code for a protein of 1103 amino acids.